GGAAAUAGGUGUAAUAUAUAUACAAGUCUGACUUCUCUCUCUCCACCUUGUUACAACAGAUGAAACAAAUAUUUCAUCCUGUUCUGAGAAUCAACGUGAUGGCAUCGUAUCCAGUGCUGCUGUUCCUGGCUACUGUGCUGCAUUCAUUCUUUCCUGCAUAUGGAAAUGAGAAUCAAGAUUUGAAUGCUCUGUCAACCACUCAAAAGGAAGUUCAAAGUGAGAUUGUAAAUAAGCACAAUGAACUAAGAAAAUCAGUAUCUCCCACUGCCAGCAACAUGCUAAAGAUGAAAUGGAGCAAUGAAGCUGCAGCCAAUGCCCAAAAGUGGGCCAACCAGUGCAUUUACAGUCACAGUGCCCCAGAUGCCCGAAAAACCAAUAUAAGCUGUGGUGAGAAUCUCUUCAUGUCAGACUACCUUCCUUCAUGGUCAGAAGCAAUCCAAGCCUGGUAUGAUGAGCACCAUGAUUUUAUCUAUAAUGUAGGGGGAAAGACACCUUCUGCAGUAGUUGGACAUUAUACUCAGGUGGUUUGGUACUCAUCUUUCCAUGUUGGAUGUGGAAUUGCCCUCUGUACUAAUCAAAAUUUAAAAUACUUCCUGGUUUGCCAGUAUUGUCCCGCUGGCAAUUAUCUUAGUAGAAUAAAUACCCCUUAUGACAAAGGAGCACCUUGUGGCAGUUGUCCUGGUCAUUGUGAAGAUGGACUAUGCACCAAUGGUUGUGAUCAUGAAGAUGGCUAUGGUAACUGUAAAUAUCUGAAAAAUGCACUAACCUGUGAAAAUCCAAUUACCAAGAAAGGUUGCAACGCCACCUGCAAUUGUGAAAACAAAAUCUAUUAAAUAAUAAGUGCCCAUGAGGAGUGGUAGGUAAAGAAAGUCCAAAUCAUCUGUUGAUAUUUGAUGUAAACUACCAGGAAAAUUAUGGGCAGGUUAGCUGCAAAUUUUAUUCCAAGCAACGAAGAAUCCUUUUCAUCUAGAUCUCCUUCUUAUUUUACAGAAAUCUUUUUUAUACAGAUGAUUAAAAAGAAAAUCCAUGAUAACAACUUUCAAUUUUGAUAUAUGAAUUUUUUUAAUUUAAAUUUAGUCAAGUUGAGGAUUCUAAAAAUUAUACUUUCCUAUGACUAAAGUUGCUAAAAAUCUGGAUUAAAGUUGAGAAUUAUGUUCCCAGAACACAAUAUACUCAAAAAACAGAAUGUGAUUGUCAUUGUCACAUGAGUCCUAGGCUAUAGUCAUUCUUUCUUGUUCCACCUGAGUAACUCUAAAGAAGUGUCCAUCUAUACUGUCUUUAAUUCCUUCUAAUUUAUUCUUCUUCACACUCAUCUGGAUCUCAGUCUCAUAAUUAAAUUAAAACUGAUAUUCUCAGUUAACUGGCAUUCAUUUUGCCAAAAUCAAUGAAGACUUUUGAUUCUUCUUUUGCAAAAAUUUUACAGUAGAAUAUGUCACACUUGCCUUUCUAAACCUCUCUUCCCUUAGACAAAUCUUCCUUAAAAAAGAAUUCAAAAUCAUUUAAGCAUGCAAUCUCCCCUCAAGAAGUUAGAACUCAGUCCCAUCCCUUUUUGAAUCUUCUCUGAAUUCAUUGACUUACUUUCUAAGAAUAGACAAUGGAAAGGGAAUAAUAUUCACUUUACAAUGGAUAAAUCUGACAAAUGUCAUCCUACUCAAGUAAUUCGAAUUCAAAGCUCUUUUAUUGAUAUUUUAAAUGAAGUACUCUUCCUUGAAACACUUUCAAAAUACAACUUUUAGAACAUAAAAUUUUUAUUCAGGAUAACUACUUCAACAAUUUGGACUAUUAACAGGAAACAAAAUAUAAGUUAAUCUUAACAGCAUGUUAAUCCUUUCUAAGAUUGGUUUGAAUUUAUAAUUAUUUGUUUUUAAUAAUGUAAUAUUACAAUACUUAUAAUGUCUUAUUAAUAGCAUUGUAAUAACAUUAAAUUUCUUAUCCCUCACCACAUGAAUUUGUUGUAUUUAGCCAUCCCUCACUUAACAACCAGUAACAGAGAUCUGUGGGUAUUAAGUAUGGAAAUAUCCCAAAGAAAUUGCUUAUUCAUAAUUUGGAUAACAAUCCUUAAUUUGGGGUAUAUUAACAUGAGUUCUUUAUAUUUUCCAAAGUAAUAGAUUAUGAAAACAAAAUAUGAAGACAGUUAAUUUUAUCUGAAACUUGUAUAAUGGCUCUGUAUUAGAAGGAAAGAGGAGCUGAUGGAGAGAAAAAUAUAAAAACAUGCAAAAAUGUAUACUUUAAAAUAAAUGCAUUGCCUAUUCUAUAUAUAAUGUUACUGGGUGGAUUAUUCAGCUGUUUACCAACUAAUGCUUCACUGUGUAAAAAUUAUAUAGCAAUGCACUAUCCCUAGUUUACAUUUUCUGGCCAUUUUUUAGAAUGCAACUUAGUAUUUUGCUGCUGUUAUCAAUAGGGAGAUCCAGCAAUUCAUAAUUAAAAACACUAUGAUUAACUCAUAAAAAUCAAUGACUAUAAUGAUUUCUAUGUAACUACAUUAUUGGUCAUUUCAUCACACCAAAUUCUUCCUAGUGUUAUAA
This is a messenger RNA of Ictidomys tridecemlineatus (thirteen-lined ground squirrel), 2525 nucleotides long. RefSeq names its product cysteine-rich secretory protein 3. Gene Ontology annotation, cellular component: extracellular region. NCBI's taxonomy places the organism in Eukaryota, Metazoa, Chordata, Mammalia, Rodentia, Sciuridae. The record is from RefSeq and is a predicted model, not a curated record.